This is a messenger RNA of Pseudoliparis swirei, 3365 nucleotides long. RefSeq lists its product as uncharacterized. Gene Ontology annotation, biological process: actin filament polymerization. Lineage: Eukaryota; Metazoa; Chordata; Actinopteri; Perciformes; Liparidae. The record is from RefSeq and is a predicted model, not a curated record. Gene Ontology annotation, molecular function: actin binding; microtubule binding. Gene Ontology annotation, cellular component: actin filament; cytoplasm. The transcript has 5 exons. Bases 158 to 2497 code for a protein of 779 amino acids.
UUUGCGCCAUAUCGUUGGAGUCAGACUUACCUGACGCGCGGCGGUGCACCUGUCGCGGAACUAUCGCCUGCGUUUUGCCUCGGAUUUACCUGUUGAUUCAAAAUGCGUCAGUAAUCCUGCCGUCCAGUUGUAUACACACGCCAACUAAUCAACAAUCAUGAAGAGGGGGACGUUGAAUUUUCUGGGUCGGAAGAAUCAGUCUCUUUUCGACACCAAUAUCAAAAUCAAGGACAUGGAAAAUGUAGAGCUGGUGCUGAAGCCAUCGGCAAUCUCUGAGUCAGGAACCGCCAGUGUGCGGGCCAGACCCACCGUCAAGCAUCACGCUUUCUCAUCAGAGAGUUUUCAAGGCUUUGCCGUCCCAACACCCAAAGUCCCCCUCCUCCCCUCUAUCAACGGUCAAAAGACCAACAGUUCAGUUGGUGGAGAUCACUUGUCCAAUGGAUCUGUUAUAUCUCUGCCUGACCUCGGAGAGGAAGGCAUGUUUGCUCCUCCUCCUCCCGCUAUGGCUCCUCCACCCCCUCCAGGGACUUUUAUCCCUCCACCAGACUUCAUGGGUGACAUGAACAGUCUAAAUGUGGCAACCCUUCCCUCUCUAUCCAUGCCUAAUCCAAAACCGAUCUCUCUGGGACCUUUCAUUGAGGGGGAAGACUUAACCUUCAUAAAACCACCACCAAUGGCUCCACCAAAGCCUCCGCCAAAGCCUCCAUCAAAGCCUCCAUCUACUAGCUCCAGUGGCUCUUUAUCAUCCGUCUCCAUUUCCACUCCAUCGCCAGCCAAAGUUCCUGACCGACCAACAUUUUCCCCACCCUUGCCUCCAUCUGAAAGGCAACAGAAGAACCCACCUCCAAAACCCAUUAGACUGUCCUCUAUUUCCAACUUUGACUCCCCACCAGCGACUCCUGCCCCACCUCCUCCCGUGCAGACAGCCACACUGUCCAGUUUCAAUCCCCAAAACGCAGCAAAGCUUUACUAUGUUCCUCAGACCUCAAUUCUCAGUGGGUAUGAAGAGCAUGAGAAAAGACGCACACAGGUGUUACUCCUGGAAGAUACUGUGCCCGUUGACUCUCUUCCAGUUCUCCUCCAGGUGGAUGGGAAAGCCCCUAAAGUGGCUACACCAUAUAAGCCAGCUCACAAAGUUGGAGAGGACCUGAAGGAGAACUUACAAAUUACACAACCCCCUCAAUCACCGCCUCCUGAGCCAAAAAUGGAGGCUAAAAAAGCAACAGUUUCAGUACAGCCCAAAGAAGACCAACCGCUCCAGACUCCACAACAGACGUCAUCACAGCUGCUAAAACUAAAUGGUACUCGGGUGAAAUCAGAGCCCAUCAGGGAGAGAUAUGUAGCAUCUCCAAGUCAAAAUCGGAGAUUCAGUCCGAUAUUAGAUAAUAAACUACGCAACCUGAGGAGUGGUGAAACCAACGGGGCACGAGAUGGACGUGCAUCAUCCCCGCUGGCUCUGUUAUUGGCGGCUAAAGAAAGAGACAUAAUAUAUAAAUCAAGUCAGCCUCUGUCAAGGGAAAACAGCGACAAGAUGAUUGAGCGGCCGAGUGCAAGCAUUAACCCGAGUGACACUCGUCCCAAUUCAUUUAUUGUAACUCCCAUGUCCAGCUCACCCUCUUCUCUAACAUCUCUAGAAAGAAUGCAGGAGAGUCGAAUGUUUGUCAAUCCUGUGGUCGAUACGCAAACAAUUCAGGAUCCAGUCAGAUCCAGCAGUCCUGCUCUGGUCAAGGAUUUGAUGCCAUCCGCCAGUUCAUCUCUCAGUAGGAAGGCUGAACCCCCAACUAUGACCCACAUGCAGAGUCACUCAAAGGUUCAACACACACAGCCUGAGGACUUAUGUAUGUCAUUCCUCGCUCCGCCGCCAGAGUUUGAUGAUUUUGACGGUUUUGAUGAUUCUGACGAUGUUAUGGAGUCUCCUCCUUUCGUCCCCACACCUGACCCACCCAUGAAAAAGGCACCAACAGACGAUUGGAUCCCUCUCCCUCCAUCUCAUAUUCCACCUCCUCCCCCAAAGCUCAAACCCCCAGCAGCUCCAAAACUCCCACCUCUUGACUUCGACUUUAAACCGAAGCUUAAACCCAUGAUGAAAACCAAGUUGGCCCCUGCUCAGCUCCCAGCCACUAUUUCACCCAGCCAGGCCACACUCCUGAGUAUUCUUCAAAAGAAGAUGUUAGAAAUGGACCACAAAAUGGCCCCAGCGAAUGAGGCAGAGUCCACGUCUGAUGACUGGGGCACCCCCCUGCCCGAUGAGGACAAUAAUGUCCCUGUUGUCCGCAGAGCCGCACCACAGAGCAAGAAUUACCCCGAGGUCAGCAAAGCAGCAACACUGAACAUGCAGGAGCUGGAGAGUAAAAUGGUCAACAAAUAUCAGGAAACCUCUUCAGUGAAAGUUCCCACCAGCAUCGGGACGGAGUCAAAACAUAAGUAUGGUAUGACCUUUACAGUUCGGCCAGGAACCAAGCAGCCCAUUUCUCUCGUCAGUAAAGGGGAGCCGUAAUGAGACGGCUGUUCUUCUGUGUCACAAUGCAUGGCGUGGAAAAGCACUUUGAACAAAUUAUCAUAGCAAGUAUGUUAAGAAUGUCUGCUGAUUUUUUUGAAUGUAUUUCUCAAUCUUUGGGAAACUAUCACCGUCAAAUCGGGUUUUCUGAUUUGUAUUUAUUAAGCGUCUGGUGAACCAUUUUUUUUACUGCUGCCUUUUAUUCAGUAUAUAGGUUAAUGUUGAACAAUAUGCGUUUUUAUCAGUUUUCAUGCCACAUGGGAUAUAUUCAUGAGAAAAAUUAUAUUUAAAGUUAUUCAUAGCUGGUGAAUCUACAUUCCUUUAAAAAAAAUUCAUGACAGGCUUUCACAGAUAUAUCGGUAAACUUGAUUUUAAAAGACAAGUGUGUAUCUUUCAGUAGGAUUGUUUCUCAUAUUUAUUAAUCUUGGAAAUGCUUUGCCAUCUGUAAAAUAGGUAUUCUACUGCAGUAAACGUUUCAAUGUAUCUACAUUCAUCCUGUACAUAUCAGUUUAGAUAAAAUGACAAAAGUACCUAUAUAUUGAACGAUGUAGUGUUUGUACCUUAAGUUUGUACAAUCUAAAUAUUUUAAAUGUUGGUUGUAAAGUCUACACCAAAUGUUGUCCAACAACUAAUCUGAAAGUAAUUGCAGUAAUUGCAUGUAAAGGUCCGUGAGUUUUUAAAAUAUUACAGUAUUUAAUAAUUUGAUAAUUUGUGUUGGCAUCAAGACAUCUUCGUAACAAAAAGACAAAAGUGCAGAUGACAUGGUGCUAAUGGUUUGGACAUAGGAAAAAAAACUGGAAUGACAGUUGCACUGGCACCAGCAUAAAGAUCUUAAUCUGCAAUAUCUUGAAUAAACUUUUCUUUCUGU